AUGACCCACAUAUCAGAUAUUAAACUGAUAAGAACAGAUACUACACUUGAUCUUAGCCAAAAGGCCGAGAAAGUAGACACAGUUCAAUGUUUGGCUAAUGGAGAGGUUAUCUCCAUCCGUCUUGCAAGUUCGGAAUUAGCUGGAAGCAGUCGAACAAAGAUUAUUGUAGGUAUCAGUGUCAGUCUUGCCAUUUUCGUGAUCUUGGCCGUUGCAGCAUAUAUGUUCUGGAGAUACAGAGCAAAACAAAAUGAACCAACUCCUGUUGUCAUCGAUACAUCAGAAGAUGCAUGGAAGAAUGAUUUCGCACCACGAGAUAUAUCAGGAGUAAAUUUUGUUGAGAUGCAGACCAUACGAACUGCUACCGAUGACUUCAGUUCCUCAAAUAAACUCGGUCAAGGUGGAUUUGGUCCAGUUUAUAAGGGAAAGUUGCCGGAUGGGAAGGAAAUAGCUGUUAAGCGCCUUUCUAGUAGCUCCGGUCAGGGAGAAGAGAAGCUGUUGAUUUAUGAGUUUAUGGUGAACAAAAGCCUCGAUAUUUUUCUCUUUGAUCCAUCUCUAAAGUUCGAGCUUGAUUGGCCAACGAGAUUUGAUAUCAUUCAAGGCACUGCACGUGGACUUCUCUAUCUCCACCGUGACUCACGCCUGAGGGUCAUACACCGAGACCUGAAGGUCAGCAAUAUUCUUCUAGACGAGAAUAUGAUUCCAAAAAUAUCAGAUUUCGGAUUGGCUCGGAUGUUUGAAGGAACUCAAAAUCAGGACAACACUCGUAGGAUUGUAGGAACUCUAGGAUAUAUGUCUCCUGAGUAUGCAUGGACAGGAUUGUUCUCUGAGAAGUCUGACAUCUAUAGCUUCGGAGUUCUGAUGUUGGAAAUAUCAGCGGGAAGAGGAUUUCACGGUUCAUCUUUGGCGAUGAGAACAAAGGCCUUCUUGCAUAUGCAUGGGAAUCUUGGUGCGAGACCGGGGGAAUAA
Messenger RNA from Microthlaspi erraticum, 966 nucleotides. The record is from the annotation of a GenBank genome assembly. Lineage: Eukaryota; Viridiplantae; Streptophyta; Magnoliopsida; Brassicales; Brassicaceae.